CUGACACAUUUGCGAAUUCAUCAGCUACUACCCUUCUUCGCCAUACCUGCAGUGUACCACUGUUACAUCAUACACUUGAUAUCAGAAAACCCCAGUGCUAGAUAUGAAUGUCAGCGUAGCACCGCAACUCUCUGACAUGUCUGAUACGACCACAAACUUAACCGUUGGAAACGAAACUGAAUUAUUGAACAACAACGGUACAGGUUUUGAUACUGGAGCCAGCAAAACAAUGCGAAUUGUGUAUGUGGCAAUUGGUGCGAUCGGAACGAUCGGGAACGUCAACGUGUUAAUAGUAAUGCUCAGCCUUAAGUAUCUUUGUUCAAAGACAACAAACAAAUUCAUAAUUCAUCAAUCAUUUAUCGAUUUAUUAUCCUCUUUAGCGAUAAUUAUGACUUAUUUAAUUGAUAUCAUCCCUGUCAGCUCAAAUGGAGUAGUUGCGCAUUUCGUUUGCGUCGUGGUGCAGUCGCAUUUUCUCGUUUGGGCAUUGGUGUCGACUUCAACCUAUAACCUUAUUGCCAUGACGCUGGAGAAAUACAUCGCAGUGGUGUACCCAUUCAAGCACAAACGCAUUUUCACAAAAGGGAAGACAAAGGUUAUUCUCGGAUUGGUUUGGCUCAUUGGACCGUCAUUUUUCUCAGCUCUAGCUAUAAGUACAACUUAUCGCGAUGGUGAAUGUGGUGUGUAUGCUACAUUUCGUACAAGACUUUUGAUCCAAAACAUUUAUAGUUACUGUAAUUUUGUGAUCAUGUGGUACAUUCCACUUAUCAUCAUGGCUGUUUGCUAUGGGAGAAUGGCUUGGUUUCUGCAUACCAACACAAAUUUAAACGUCGGUGCAGCGUCGGAUCUGCGACGUCUUAACCUGAUACAGGCUCGACGCAACACCAUCAAAACCUUGAUUUUAGUUGCACUUCUUAAUGUAAUUUGUACCUCACCAAAGCAGAUAUUUGAUUUCCUCUUUCUGUCUGGGGUUCCACUUUCACUACAAGGCGACUUCUACAACUUUGCUGCCGCUGCAGUUUUUAGCAACUGCGCAGUUAACCCACUUCUGUACUCGAUUCAGUUUCAAGAUUUCAAGAAAGGUGUCGUUAGGCUGAUCUGUUGUAAACCUGGCAUGCAAACAGCAUAAAGAGACAAUAUUGUGACAACACAUCGUCUAUUGAACCAAACCUAGCGAACCUAGAGGAAUACGCACCUCAUGAGGCAUUAUCUGAACUCUCAAGUAUCACAACUAUCGUGGUUUCUUUUCCAAUAUUACUUGUGACAACGUUGAUCUUACGAUGAUUAGAUACCUAGAUGUGCCAGAAACCUACAAGAUCCCGGGAAAAGGUACAUCACGUCAAUUUAGCAAUGGCGAUCAGAUUUAGAUAAAGCUAAACAUUUAUUCUUAACAUAUUGUGAUGUAAAGGAUAAAUGUAUUUAUGAAUCCUAUUUAAGUCAUUCGAUUAACACUAGGUUUUACAUAACAAAGCUGAGAACAUUCAAUCAUAUAAUCUCCCUUUAGAGACAAUGAGAUGCAUGAAAUGACAAAAGGUUUUAGAAACUAGGACUACAGAAGAUGAUUUCCUUGACAUAUAUUUCGAGUAAACAACCAAAUUACCGUGAAAUGUUAAGUGUUCUGUGAAGUAAAUUAAUGGAGAUUAUUGGUAGUUAAUAUUUAAAUUAAUUUGUAUUAUUAUUGUAUGUCCUUUGUGUUGUCCAUAUUACUGUAAUACCACCAAAGAAAUCCAUUAAAAAGAGUUAUUGUACGC
Messenger RNA from Owenia fusiformis, 1748 nucleotides. Lineage: Eukaryota; Metazoa; Annelida; Polychaeta; Sabellida; Oweniidae. The record is from the annotation of a GenBank genome assembly.